Molecule: messenger RNA, 3983 nt
Organism: Paramecium pentaurelia
Lineage: Eukaryota; Ciliophora; Oligohymenophorea; Peniculida; Parameciidae
Source: the annotation of a GenBank genome assembly
AUGCAUAUUGAUGAAUUACCGGUUGGAUAAUAAAAGCAAAAUUUCAUGGUCGAAGAGUUUCCUCCUGGUAUUUGAAAUUUAAUAAAUUAGAUUUCGAUCCUUAAUAAUUUGAUAAAGUUGAUUUACCAUUAAAAUAAAGAAUAAAAUCAAAGGUUUGGAAAGUAAGACUUCAAGGUUAUGAGGAAUUAGCAAAUGAAUAAGAAAUAGAGUAUGAUUGCAUUUUAUAAAUAAUACAAGACAUACAUGUUUAAUGUCAAGAAAAAGCACUCUAAAUUGCACUAAAAUACUUUGAAUAACAUCAUUAAUUUGAGUCUUCAUAAUAAAAGGAGAUAAUAAAAGUGUUGAUAGAGAAAGUACUAAUAUAAUAAAAAUUAAAAUAAAAUGGAUAUUAAUUAGCCAUAAUACUCUUUCCAUAUUGUAAAUAAGCAAUUUUUGAAAUUAUCAUUGGAGAAUUAUCUCAUAAAAAUCCUAAGAUAGUUUAAGCAACCAUCACUUUAAUAUUGGAGUUACUUCAAUAAUAUGGUGUCAGAAAAUUAGAUAAUUUAAAACCUUUUUUCCCCAUUUUAUCAAAAUUAACAGAGGCAUAACAAACUACAAUAAAAGCUGAUGCAAUAUCUUUUUAUAAAGAAGCAACAAAAUGGUUUGGUAAAAAUAUUGAGGCAUUUUUUGGUGGAUUAAAUGAAAAACUUUAAUACGACUUAAAGAAAAUUGCAGAAACUAUAACAGAAGUAUAAAAAGCUCCAAAUCAAGAUGGAGAUUUUGAAACAGGAAAUCAAUAAUUGUAUGAUUUAGCAGAGGCAGUUGAAGUAUUUCCUAAAUUUACAGAUUCUUGGUGUGAAAAGGUCUUCUAACUUGAAAAAUGGUAAGAAAAAAAAGAACAAUUAGAAAAUUUAUAAAAAGCAUGUUCAGUUGCAAAAAUGGUACCAUCUCCGAAUGUUUAUUCAAUUGUGUAAUUACUAAAAAAAUUAAUAAAUGAAUAAAACAUAGCAAUAUGUACAAUGAGUAUUAAAAUUGCUGGACUUCUAGCUAAUGGAUUAAGAAAAAAUUUCUAUUAAUAUGUUAAAAUAUUAAUAUAACCAUUAUUUGCAAGAUUAAAGGAUAAAAAAUAAAAUAUAGUUGAUGAUACAAUAACAUCAUUAAAGAAGUUCUUCUACUGUUGUACUCUUGAUGAACUUUUUGAAGAAGUUAAAACAUUAUUAGAUGAUAAAUCAUCUAGUCCUAAAAUUAAUGUUUUUGUACUUGUUGAGCAUUUUUUAGAUGAAUGUUAAAAAGAAAAACUACUUAAACUUCAAUGCAUAAAACAAUUAGUUCCAAUUUGUAAGAAAUUAACUGAUGAUGGAAAUGCAGAAGUAAGAACCAAAGCCAUUAUGUUGUUAGCUAAAAUAUCUGUUUAAUUAUAUAAUGGUUCAAUGGCUGUAGAUCUAAAAGGUGAUAAAUUAACAAAAUAUCAAGCCUAGGUUAAUAUUUAUCUUGAAGGAUUAAAAGCCUUAUAAGGCAAUAGUAUAGCUAUCUUAAUUCCAUAGAAAUCCAACUUGCAGUCAAAUAAGGAAAACAUUUAGAAUUAAGCAAUAGCUAAUCCUAAACCAGAUAUUAAUUCAAAUAAGCAAUAGUCAAUAGUUUAAACCUAAGUUAACCAAGAAAAUCAAGAAAUUAAAUAUUAAUCUAAUAUGACUCCUAAUUAAGUUGAUGCAUUUCUCAAAUAAUAUAAAACUAAAAAUAAGGAUUAAAGUGAUCUUGGUAAUAUUUUACUAACCAUCAAUUAAUAAUCUAAGUAAAUUUUAACUUUCACUAUGGACUAUAUAGUAGAAAAAAUAGGAGAGUAAAAAUAGCUUUGUCAUUUAUUAUUUGAAAAAUGUUCUUAAACAUAUAAGCCUAAUCAUAUGUCUCAAUUAAUUCUAAGCUUUAAAAAUACUGCUACUUAAGCAUAAUUAGUUGAAAUUUUAACUUUAUUAUUAAAAUACAUUCCUUUAAGUGAUAAAACUAUUGAUUAACAAUUAAUUUCUGAUUUUUUAAAAGGAUUUUAAAAUUAAUCCAAUUAGAAGGCAAAACAACUAGUAAUUGAUUGCUAAAAUGCAUUAAAAUAAUUAUUUGAAUUAAAAAAAGCUUAUUCAGAAUAAAAACCUAUUCCAUUUUCAUUAACUUAAUUUAGUGAUCUAUAAAUAGAAAAAUUGAAAGAAUAAUUAAAAGUACCUUAAAUACCAUAACAUUUGUAUGAUAAACUGUUUAGUUACAAUCCUUAAUUGAAUUUAGCUGGUGCAUCUUAUAUUAGAUAAAAAAUAGCAUAACCAGGAGAAUUUACAGAAAUCUUUUUUAAAUGGGGCUAUUUAAUUUCAUGGUUUAAGGAAAGCAUAUCUUUGCAAACAGAAAUUAUUAUGUUAUUUUAAUUCUUGACUUCUUAACAUAAACUUACUUAAUUAGAAUAAUAAAUUGUAUUGUCUUAUAUUAAAAUGAUGAUAUUGUUAUAUAUAAGAAAUGGAAUGCCAAGAUUAGCAUAAAGAACAUUACCAUUACUUAUGAAUUUAUUAGCUGAUUGCAAUUAAUAAAAUGUAUAAAUUAAUCAAUAAGGUAAAUUUGAUGAAUGUGAUGAAAUUUCUAAUACUUAGGCUAAUUAAAUAAUUUAAUAAAUGUAAGACAGUAUCUUAGAAUGGAAUAAUAAUUCUUAAUUAUAAUAAAAAUAAAUAUUAUUUACUUUAAUAUCAUUAAUUAAUAAUGAGGAUAUUUAAAAAGAAAAGAAUCAAGAGUAGAAGAAACACUCUAUGAGAGUAGAAGGUAUCAUAACUUCAAGUAUUGAUUUAAAAAACAAAUAGGAAUAAAUUUAAAGUUCUCAAAAACUUGUUCAAGAGUAAGUAUCUGAUAAAAUAAUUACUUUACAAAAUCAUUCAUAAAAAAAAUUGUUAUAAUAAAAAAAUUUUAAUCUACCAUUAAAUCAAAAUAUUAAUAGUGGGAAUAAAAAUAUUAGUUCUAGUUGUAUCUAAAUAAUAAAUGUGAAAGAAAAAGAAUAUGAUAUGAUCAUGAGAAGUUUUCAAUAAAUGUAUUGCAAAUUUAGAGAAACAAAUUUUAUUGAAAAUUCUUAAAGUUUUGCUGAAUAAAUCAUUUAUCUUUUAAGUAAUCUUUUAAAUGAUGAAUGCUAUGAUCUAAUGAAUUAAUUCUUAGAGAAAUUGAUACAUGUAUUAUCAUCAAGUCAAUUCUAUAAAAGCAUAUCAUAUAAUUAAUUUUAUAUUAUAUUUGAUUCAUUGAUUUUUAAAAUGGUUGAAUAAUCAACAAAAAACAAUGUCAAAGAUGGAGCAUAAAAAUGUUGUUAUAAUUUAAUUAAUUCUAAUUUAAUUAAAAUCUUAAAUAAUCAAGAUUUAUAUAAUUUAUAUUUAGCCUUUUUGGAUAUUUUAAUAAAUGUGAAAGAAACUGAUCGAUAAACUAAAUAAUUUUAUGCAUUAGUCACUAAAUGCUUAAGUAAAUCUGCAGAGCAAUUAAAAGGAUAAUUUUAAUGGUCCUAAGUUUAAGCCAUCUUAGAAAAAAUUAAUUAAUAUUUAAUUAAAAGUUAAAAACCUUAACUGGAAUACACAUAAUAUCAUAAUUGCUUAUUGAAUGCUUUAAAAACAACAGUUAUAUUUUUCUUUAAUUACAAUGAUGGUAUCAAAGUGUAUUAAUAUAUUAUGUAAAAUACAAAUGAAAAAUCCAUUUUAAGAUAAUGGAUAUUAGAUGUACAAGAAAAAAAUAAUACUAAUCUUAUAGUUGAUUUAGCUAAAUAUAGAAGAUCAAGAGAUACACAUUUUAAUUAAUUAGUUGAAUUGCUUAAAAUAGAUUUUGAUAAAACUGUUGAGUAAUUUGUAUCCAUAGUGAGAAGAUAAAAUAUUAAUUGGAAACCUCUAGUUGAAUUUUUAAAUCCAGAUAAAAUAACAUUCAUAGAAUAAAGAUUAGAAUCCACAUCACAUAUGAAUUUAUUAGAGAAAAAAGUUGUUGAAUUAGAAAAGAUGAUAAACUAAUGA